GGGCUUUGAACGCAGCAGCAGAUUGCCUAUCCCGCACAGUCUUUUGUCUCAUCCUGGGACAGAGCCGGUGGACUAAAGACACUUUCUCAAUGCGUCCAACAAGGAGACUUUAGUUACUACUUCCUCUUCUACACUGUCCACAGUGCAGCAUGAAGGGCAUGGGAUAUGUCAGCAGAUUCAUUUGGAGCGGGGAGCAGCGAUGCCCAACAGAGCCUUCAGUCCUUUUGGCCCAGAGUCAUGGAAGAGAUCAGGAAUCUUACAGUGAAGGAUUUCCGUGUGCAAGAGCUUCCUCUUGCUCGCAUCAAGAAAAUUAUGAAACUGGAUGAGGAUGUGAAGAUGAUCAGUGCUGAAGCACCAGUGCUGUUUGCCAAAGCGGCACAAAUCUUCAUCACAGAGCUCACUCUCAGAGCUUGGAUCCACACUGAGGACAACAAACGGCGUACACUACAGAGGAAUGAUAUUGCCAUGGCCAUCACUAAGUUUGACCAGUUUGACUUCCUCAUUGAUAUCGUACCACGAGAUGACCUCAAACCACCGAAACGACAGGAGGAAGUGCGUCAGUCUGUCGCCCCCACUGAGCCGGUCCAGUACUACUUCACUCUGGCACAGCAGCCCGGCACAGUGCAGGUCCAAGGACAGCAGCAAGGCCAGCAGGUGGCAACUUCCACCACAUUACAACCAGGGCAGAUUAUCAUCGCUCAGCCACAGCAGGGCCAGGUAUUGCAGGGAACCACCAUGCAGCAGCUUCAGCAGGUGCAGGUCGCUCAAUCACAGGCAACCCCUAUGACGAGUGCUCCAGUGACAAUGCAGGUGGGCGAAGGCCAGCAGGUGCAGAUUGUGCAGGCCACUGCACAGGGACAGGCACAGGCAGCACAGCCAGCUGGACAAACUAUGCAGGUUAUGCAGCAGAUCAUCACCAACACAGGAGAGAUUCAGCAGAUUCCAGUGCAGCUCAACACUGGUCAGCUGCAGUACAUUCGCUUGGCUCAGCCAGUCACGGGAACACAGGUUGUUCAAGGACAAAUACAGACACUUGCAGCAAAUACUCAGCAGAUUUCACAGACGGAAGUACAACAGGGUCAACAACAGUUCAACCAGUUUACUGAUGGGCAGCAGUUGUAUCAGAUCCAGCAGGUGACGAUGCCAGCAGGGCAGGAGCUGGCCCAGCCAAUGUUCAUUCAGUCCACUAACCAGACAGCCGACGGGCAGGUCACCACGCAGGUCAGUACGGACUGAGGCUGCCUGCUGUUUUCCCCGCUGACCCACGAAGCUCCCAACACCAUCAACCACCACCCACAGUGAAGGAGAGGAGCUGUGAUACCAUCUACCAUGCUGUCAACCACACUGAACAUUUGCAUUCGACCCUGACACACAUACACUCACUUCUGACUUCAGUCCUUCAGCUUUUUUUCAUCUCACGCCAUAUUUCAAUCAAGUUAUCUGAGUGGUUUAAUUUGUCAAUCGGCAUACAAUUUUAGAUUUAAUCUUCAUAAUUUAGAGACCAUCCAGAAUACACAUACUGCUGUUAGCAUUGUUAUUACCCUUUUGGUAUGCUUACUACAGUACUGUACAAUGGAAGGAUCAGUGUGUUGUGACAGAAAUCAAUUUAGCUUUCUGCCAUGUUAAUUUUCAUUGUAUAUUUAUGUCUAUUGCAAUAUGGCAAAAGAAUAUUUGAUCCCACUGUCUUACUCACAGUACACAUAUAAUAUGUCCUCGUUAGUUAAAUGUGGAAAUGGGUAUAGAUUAUGCUUUAAUUUUGAUCUCCAUUCUGAAACCUGAUGUUAAACAGUCCUAUAGAGCAGUAGGGCACUUCUCAGCUGUGGGGCAUGUGCUGUGGUCUUUUGUGGAAAAAUGAACUUUUUUUGUUUUGUUUUGUUUUGUUUUUUUUUUAAAUGUUUUUUUAAGCCAACAUCCAUUUUGAUAGAUCAUGCCAUCUCAUGAUGUGUAGACUUUAAACUUGAUGAUAAAAAAGCCAUAAUCUACACUUUCUUUACACAAGUAUCUCUAGUCUCUAUUUCUCUGUAAUUCACUAGUAACUGUAAUGCGUACUUGCAUUGUAGUAGUAUCUUGUAUAGUUUUGGAAUUUGCUAACAUUGUAUUUGUUGUAGGGCUGGAUUUUUCUACAUGGAAAAUGUUGUUCUUUGUGUGAGUGUGUGUGAACGUGUGCUGGUAAUUGAUGUGCUGUCUCUGGGUGUCUUUCUGGACAUGAUUUAGAAAGACCUUCUCUGCCCCCUUGCAAUUGAACUUCUCCACUGUUACCCCACUUGUAAAAACAACAUUAAUUAAACCCCUUUAAUGUAAACACAUUUUUAAAACCAGGUGUAACUCAAUUUCUUUUUAAAAAUUGCUGUUCUGUUUUUUAUUAAUAUUAUCAUUGUUGGUCAUUGUUAUUUUGCAUGUAGUUAUGACUGCCAGCAUGAUAUGCAAUACCUAGUUUACAAAUUUUUUGUAAACCAACUUUGGUUUGUGAGAAAAUAAAAAUGUGAAGAAAAAAAA
Molecule: messenger RNA, 2496 nt
Organism: Xyrauchen texanus (razorback sucker)
Lineage: Eukaryota; Metazoa; Chordata; Actinopteri; Cypriniformes; Catostomidae
Product: nuclear transcription factor Y subunit gamma-like
Exons: 11
Coding region: 166-1236 (356 amino acids)
Biological process (GO): regulation of DNA-templated transcription
Cellular component (GO): CCAAT-binding factor complex; nucleus
Molecular function (GO): protein heterodimerization activity; DNA-binding transcription activator activity, RNA polymerase II-specific; DNA binding
Source: RefSeq, a predicted model, not a curated record